AAAUAAUAUUACUAAAAAGUAGGCAGCAACUGUAAUUUGCAACUCUAUGCAUUCCAUGUCUGCCAGACCAGUCCCUACAGUCAGUUUUCCUAUUAAAACCUCAUGACUGCCAGACACAGACAGGAUGUUGCUUAUUGUGUCAUUACAAGCAGACUGAUCUAGUAAGUGCAAGGCUGAUAAAUACAUCUCCCUCAGCUCCCCAAAGAAGCAUCAAAUAGCUGUCCAGGAGGGAAGCAAAAUGUCCCGUCUGUCUUUAACCCGCUCACCGGUUUCUCCCCUGGCUGCCCAAGGAAUACCUCUUCCAGCACAGCUUACCAAAUCCAAUGCUCCGGUACAUAUUGAUGUAGGAGGGCACAUGUAUACCAGCAGUCUGGCCACCUUGACAAAGUAUCCAGAUUCUAGAAUAAGUCGGCUGUUUAAUGGAACAGAACCUAUUGUACUGGACAGUUUAAAACAACAUUAUUUCAUUGACCGAGAUGGGGAAAUUUUCCGAUACAUUUUGAGCUUUCUGAGGACCUCUAAGCUGCUUCUACCAGAAGACUUUAAGGAGUUUAAUCUGUUGUAUGAAGAAGCAAAAUAUUAUCAGCUGCAUCCCAUGGUCAAAGAACUUGAACGAUGGAAACAAGAUAAAGAGCACAGAAAGCAUUUCCAGCCAUGUGACUGUCUGGUUGUUCGAGUGACCCCUGACUUGGGGGAGAGGAUUGCUCUAAGCGGAGAAAAGGCUUUAAUAGAAGAGAUCUUUCCUGAAACUGGAGAUGUUAUGUGCAACUCUGUGAAUGCUGGCUGGAACCAAGAUCCAACCCAUGUCAUUAGGUUUCCACUUAACGGUUACUGCAGAUUAAACUCUGUGCAGGUACUAGAGAGAAUGUUUCAGAAGGGAUUUCACGUGGCUGCAUCUUGCGGAGGUGGUGUCGACUCCUCUCAGUUUAGUGAAUAUGUAUUGUGCCGUGAGGACAGGAGAAUGCAACCAAACACAAUGAGGAUAAAACAAGAGCCACUUGACUGAUGUUAGGCAUCACUUUAUACCCCUAGAAGUGCGCAUUAGUCCUUGGGAUGAAACCUUCAGGACCUGCAAACCAGUAUUAAUGAACUUCAUGUGACUACUUGUUGCCAGUUUGUAAUAUUAUAAGACAGACUCAUUGACGGGCUCACGCCUCACACUGCAACUUUUGAGAGUACUUAACCAGAUUGGUUGACUAUGGAUAUAUAUAUAUUCAUCUCAACAGCUGUGCUGUAAAGAGAAAAGACCAAUCGUGGAUUAUUAUGGACUAUUAAAACAUCACAGUAUUAUCAGUGAUGACAUUUUUUUCCCCAUUUUUUUAUUUGAAGACCCACUCCCAGUAUGCUGCAUUGAACAGUUUUCUUAUCUCUGUCUGUACGUGAUGCUUCAGAUAGACUUUUUCCAGUUACAUGUUAAAUAAAGGAUUAAAGACAUGGACAAAUUCCUAUGACAUACCCAGCUACAGAUCACAUGGUCACAACUUUAAGAGUUAAGAUGUUAACUGGAAACAACAAAUAUAUUUUGCAUAUGUGUGCUACAUGGAGGGCAUUUGGAUCCUAUCAUAAUUAGCAACUUUUCCUUGUUCCAAAUUCUUCUUAUUAUUAUGCAUGGUUAGGAGGGCUGUUGAAAGAGGAAUAUAUAGUGCAGAAUCAAGGUUUCCAAACUACUGUGCUAUCUAAUAUAUUUAAAACAGAAGACCCAAUGGUGUUUCAGUUGUUAAAUCAACUUCAAGCUGCUAAAUUAUUUUGGCAAAUCAUGUAAAACAUUUACGCCCCUCUAUAUUGGAAGAAAGGCAGACAUGAGCAUGAGGGAUGUUGGUUAUAGUCACAAUUAUGUAAUAUAGUUUGAGAAUGACUAUGUUGCCAACAGUCCAUGCAGACCUAAGAGAUAUUAUGUUAUUGACAUUUUCAGGUGGAACUACUGGUGAAGCAGCUUUUUAAACAUAGGGUGAAUAAAGAAAUGAAUAAACGUUAAUUUAGAGCCUAUCAGAUUAAAUUUGUUCACUUGUUUAUGUGAUAAACGCUCUAGUGUUACACUCGGGGACAGCCAUCAUCUGGGAUUCCAGCAGUUGCUAAAAACAGCUUUAAGCAUCCUCAGCAGGUCUGCUGCAAGCUGGAAUUCCGCAACAGCUAAAGUUUGCCUGUUCUUAGUAACACAGCUUUCUCAGCUCUAGAUUUAUUUCCUUUAUAUCAGGAUUUACAGAUGAAGAGACAUUUUGCAAAGUUCUGUUUUUAAACAUGUUCUGAAGUAACAAUUAUUUAUCCUUGUCCUCUCCCCACCCAUAUUAAUUUAUAGCUUUUAAUGAUGACUUGAACAGACGUAUAUGGUAAGCUAAUGUAUAUAACAAUUGUAUGACCAAUCUUAGAUGCCAAGAAUGUUUUUAAUGCAAUAGUUCUGACGUUGCUUGCAGUAGCAGAAUCCUUCAGCCCUGGAAGUUGUAUUAGUGUACAAAAGACAAUAGAUCACCACAUGAUUAGCAUCCAAUAUUACAUUUUAAAAAUAUUUUGUGCGACAAUUUUAUACCCACGAUGAACAAUUUGCUGAAUAUUGGUGCUGUCAUAUUGGAGAACAUAGCACUGCAUUGAAUUUGUACAUUAAAUAUAUGUAGACUUGUAUAAUAUACAUUAUUGUAAAAAUAUUGUCAUGUACUUGUGUAUACAUAUUUCUAAUAUAGUAUUCAUGCCAUAAACAUUUCUGUAUAGUAAAGAGAAAAAAUGGUCAAACAGAAACCUAA
Xenopus tropicalis (tropical clawed frog) is the source of this 2735-nucleotide messenger RNA. RefSeq names its product potassium channel tetramerization domain containing 15 (gene kctd15). Gene Ontology annotation, cellular component: nucleus. Gene Ontology annotation, biological process: protein homooligomerization. The transcript is spliced from 5 exons. The record is from RefSeq and is a predicted model, not a curated record. NCBI's taxonomy places the organism in Eukaryota, Metazoa, Chordata, Amphibia, Anura, Pipidae. Bases 239 to 1006 code for a protein of 255 amino acids.